Molecule: messenger RNA, 2132 nt
Organism: Drosophila melanogaster (fruit fly)
Lineage: Eukaryota; Metazoa; Arthropoda; Insecta; Diptera; Drosophilidae
Gene: RhoGEF4
Product: Rho guanine nucleotide exchange factor 4
Exons: 4
Coding region: 102-2045 (647 amino acids)
Molecular function (GO): guanyl-nucleotide exchange factor activity
Source: RefSeq, marked reviewed
CCACUAACAAACGGUAACACUGCAGAAGCGGCAUUGUUCAAAUUGAACAGGUGUGGCGUCGUUUUCUUUUUGGAUCUUCUUUCCAGAAAGUCGAUUGGAAAAUGUUUACGCCCAGGCAGAAAGGAUACGGGAAUGGCUUCAUUCACUCGCCACAAACACCUCUCAGCUUCAGCCGGGAACUGCGGCAGGUGCUGCAGGAGCGGAAUCUUCUAACUGCCAAGUCGCGUAGGAAAGUUUGCUCCAUGCUGGACAGCAACAACAGCAGUCCGAUUGGCUCCCCCAAUCCGGACGCGGGAAAAAGAUUGGGUUUCCGUCGCCAGGCCAUCCAGGAGAUUAUUUCGUCGGAGAAAUCGUAUCUGGAGCAGCUGGAGCUGCUGAUGAACUUUUUUGUGCGUCCCUUGAAGGAACAGGCUAUCAUCGAUUGCUCCAAUCACACGCUGCUCUUCGGUCAAAUCGAGAUGAUUCACAAUCUUAACGGAGAAUUCCUGCGCGAACUGGAGGCGAACAUGGAGAAUGUUGCGCACGCAUUCCUGAAAAUGGCUCCUUUCUUCAAACUGUACUCGGUGUACGCCUUUGACUACCGCGGAGCUCUGUUCAUCAUCCAGGAUUUGAUCAGCAAGAAUCCGGUGUUCCGAAAGUUUCUGGAGCAGACCGAGAGUCGUCCGGAGGUGCAACGCAAGCUAAAUUCGCUGAUGAUUGUGCCCAUCCAGCGGGUACCGCGGUAUAAGCUUCUUCUGGAGCAGGUACUGCUCUACACGAGUCCCGCAGAUGCUGACUAUAAGUUGUUGAAAGAAUCCGUCAAGGAGAUCGAGGCCACCGCCAGUCACAUAAACACCUGUGUGGAGGAGCAGGAAAUUACCCAGUAUCUGAUUCAUUUGCAGAACUCUUUGGUGAAUCGCACACCGAACAUUGUGAAGCCCUCGCGACGGGUAAUCAAGGAGGGUGUACUGCAGAAGAUCACUCACAAGGGCACGGAAAUCAAGCGCUACUGUGUUCUCAUGUCCGACAUCUUCAUGUACUGCAAGAUGAUCAAGGAACGUGCGCCCAACACCGUUGUGGAAAACUCACUGGAGUGUUGCUGUAUUUUUCCGUUGAAAAAAUGCAAAGUGUACGAAAUGCUGCCGGGCAACUUUAAGCUUACUUGCCAAAGUGAUGGCAUAAUCUUCGGUAGCGGCGAUGUGCAGCUGUCGCGCACUUGGGUGGGCUUCAUCCGCGAUGCCAUCGAUCUGCACGUUCAGUGCCGAAAGACACUGCGAAAGGACUCGAGCAAAAGAACGCCCAUACGCAAGAAGGACAUGAAGAAGUUCGGAGCUGAUUAUGUACUGAGUCCCAAUAAGCGCAAAUGCGAAUAUGAUACGGUUUUCCGCAAUAAGAAUCGCAGCACGGAUUCCGAAGAGGAGACCGAGGACAGUGCUUGCUUUUCUCGAAAGCGAAAAGUGGCCAGUGGAAUUUUAAGGGCUCCAAAUGGAAAUCCAAUGGGAAAGGCCUCCUCCUCCUCCUCCUCCUCUGUUUCCAUGAAACGUGUUGCACCACCACCACCAGCUCCUCCACCGCCUCCGGCAGUGCAGAUGCGCCACCAGCCGGGAAGGCCUGGAGAGCUGGCCACCGCCAGCAAGGAGAACCGCAUCUCAAAGUUGUACAAAAAGAUUGCUGCCGGUGACAAGGUGGCCAAUGUACGCGGCAUCCUCAAACGCAGCAAUGUACCGGCGCCUAACAAUGAUCACGAUCCAAGCUACGGCUUUGCCAGUCGCUACUCCGAUUCCAAAUCGUAUUUCAGGGCCCACAAUGUGGACAACACCAUACCAACAUUUGUAAAGCGAGAGGAUCUGUUCAACGGGGACAAUAUGUUCCCUGUGCAUUUAAAGAGUCAUGAGGAGAUCUGCACGCCGCCGCAGAAAAAGCGCGUCAAGUUCGACGACACCUUGGAUGCAGUGUCUCCGGUUUUGGUCGAGAAGCCUUUUGCUUUCUCCAGCGAGUCGUCCUCCGCCCUAAAACCCACAUCUUUGCGUGAGCGGAUUUAUGAUUUCUUUGCUAAUCUAUUCUAGAACUAGAUGACAUCAAACUAAAUCGUAUACAAACAUAUAUCAUCGUUUACAACAUUUAUACACAUCAAUAAAUCCAUUAACAAUUAU